AUGGCGAGCAAUGCGCAGGCGGAGCAGGUGGAGCAGGCUUUUCACGAGGCUGAGAGAGAGCAGAAGCCGGACUCCUUGGAGGGCGAGCCGAGUGAGCCGAUCACCAGUCAGGACGCGGUGAUCCUGGCCCUGCAGGAGACGCCAGAGACGAAGAACAUCCUCGAUGUGAUGGGCGCAGUCCUGUACCAACCCGCUUCAUCCCAGGAUCCCUCAAAUCCAGGCCAGAGCGCGGGUGUGCCGACCACCUUCAAAGUCCCGAAGGGUUCUGAUUUCUACAUCACCCUCCUGACCACCAUUGGAGCCGGGCUCUUCUUUGCCUACAUCAUCAGCACGGGUAUCGCUUUUGUAUGGGCUCUCAUAAACAUGAUGAUGAAACAGUGCGGCCAGGAGCACUGGAAGACGGACGGGGACACUGCUUGCAACGCGAAACUGAUCAACGCUUUGGUGCUGUCCAUUGAGUUGCGGUGCUUUGAGAGCAAGCCUGCUGCUAUGCCCCAAGAAGACUUCGAUGAGGUUUGCUCAGGCUACUGGAUGGAAUGCGCAGGGACGGGACUUUUCUUCUUGGUCGCAAUUGUAAGCAUCUUGUACACCGAGCUUGGAAAGGUGGCUUACAAGGUAACCUUCCACGAGAGCCUCUUCGUGGUCGAGUCCUGGCAUGGCAAGCUCCUCGAAUGCAGCUUCUUUGCCGAUGUCGUUGCUGCUAAGACCUCGAGCUUCGGCCUCGAGGUCACCACCAAGGCCAGGGUUCGCACCGGCAAGGGCGGGUGCGACCCUGAUGGCUCGCACUUUUGGGAAAGCCUUGGCCUCGAAAGACUCUUCGGGUCCGGCAAGAAGGAGAAGACCCUGCGCAUCCACGGCGAUGCCGCGAUCUCCGUGCUUGCAGGCGAUGGGCCCCCCAGGCGUGCCUUCCUCCAGGAGUUCGCGAAGCGCCUGCCCGUGAGCAUCCAGGGCUUCGACGGCGUGGCUGUGGUCGCUGGCGAGCCCGAGGCCGCGGUUCUGGCCACAAGCUUAUUGGACGGACGACUGGGAAACAUCCUGAAAGCAAGGCGAGGUGAGGGUGAGCCGGAGAGGGUUCGCAAGCCCAUUUCGUGUGACCUCUACACGGAGGUCCUCUUCAUUGUGCUGAUGGUGGCUAUCGGUUGCUAUUGCCUUGCGGUCCUCAUGAAUAUCUUUGGGUGGGCAAUGGCCACUGGGAGGGGCAAGUGCACACAUGAUAUGAAGCCUGGCGUGGACUUGUGUGACUUUGUCCGUGUCUUCUCUCCGAUUGAGCUUCCCCUUGUUACCGUGCAGGAGUACAUCAAUGUGGGAAUUUUCGUUGCCUCUUGCGCUGUCUAUCCGCUUUGGACCUUCAUGAACAUGCCCUUCGAGUACAGGUUCCACCAGAAAGAUGUGGUCGAGGAAGUCCUUUUCGCUGGGUGGCAGUCCCAGGCGAGCACCAUGGUCGUCCAAGGAGACAUAGAGGCGAUGGAGAUGGUUUGGGGGACGAUGGAGAAGUACAUCAGGGCAACGGUCAGAGCGAUCUACAUCGUUAAGCAAGGGAUCGCCAAGCCCUUCGAAGUUACGGCCAGGUUCGCGCAGACGGACAUGAAGAUUGGGCUGGUUGACAAUGACUGCGCCUCUUGCAGUGGUCAUAGAGCGAAGGCUCUAAGCUACAAGGAAUCGAUCGUGCGUGCCCUCAACGAGACGAAGCCUGGCCACUUGCCAUUGCCUGAAGCUGAGGCUGAGGCAUGA
Molecule: messenger RNA, 1731 nt
Organism: Symbiodinium natans
Lineage: Eukaryota; Dinophyceae; Suessiales; Symbiodiniaceae
Source: the annotation of a GenBank genome assembly